This is a messenger RNA of Equus quagga, 4639 nucleotides long. RefSeq names its product cut like homeobox 2 (gene CUX2). Gene Ontology annotation, biological process: regulation of DNA-templated transcription. The record is from RefSeq and is a predicted model, not a curated record. The transcript has 22 exons. Gene Ontology annotation, molecular function: DNA-binding transcription factor activity, RNA polymerase II-specific; DNA binding. The coding region runs from base 197 to 4519 and encodes 1440 amino acids. NCBI's taxonomy places the organism in Eukaryota, Metazoa, Chordata, Mammalia, Perissodactyla, Equidae.
UCCAGCUGCUCUCGGCUCAGCCAGGCCUGCCCGGCUUCCAGGAAGCGGCCUGAACUUGGGCGGCGGAGGGCAGAAGGAGCUUAAUUCCGUCGCUUCUGAGCUGUCUGCACGGCAGGAGGAGAGUGAACAUUCUCAUAAACAUUUAAUUGAACUCCGCCGGGAAUUUAAGAAAAAUGUACCUGAGGAAAUCAGAGAGAUGGUGGCUCCUGUGUUAAAAAGCUUCCAAGCUGAGGUGGUGGCUCUUAGCAAGAGAAGCCAGGAGGCCGAGGCCGCUUUCCUGAGUGUUUACAAGCAGUUAAUUGAAGCACCAGACCCUGUGCCUGUGUUUGAGGGGACGCGCAGCCUAGACGACAGACUGCAGCCCCCCAGCUUCGACCCCAGCGGGCAGCCGCGGCGAGACCUCCACGCUUCGUGGAAGAGGCACCCCGAGCUCCUCGGCCCCAAAGAGCAGAGAGAGGGGACGUCUCCGGCCGGGCCCACGCUGACCGAGGGGAGCCGCCUCCCGGGCAUUCCCAGCAAGGCCCUCCUGACAGAAACUUUGCUGCAGAGAAAUGAGGCGGAGAAGCAAAAGGGCCUUCAAGAAGUACAGAUCACUCUGGCAGCCAGACUGGGGGAGGCAGAGGAGAAGAUCAAGGUCCUGCAUUCAGCGUUAAAGGCAACGCAGGCUGAGCUGCUGGAGCUGCGGCGGAAAUACGAUGAGGAGGCCGCAUCCAAGGCCGAUGAAGUCGGACUGAUCAUGACCAACCUGGAGAAAGCCAAUCAGCGAGCUGAGGCUGCCCAGCGCGAGGUGGAAAGUCUUCGGGAGCAGCUCGCCUCCGUCAACAGCUCGAUCCGGCUGGCCUGCUGCUCCCCGCAGGGACCCGGUGGGGACAAGGUGAACUUUGCACUGUGCUCGGGCCCUCGGCUUGAGGCUGCCCUGGCCUCCAAGGACCGGGAGAUCCUGCGGCUGCUGAAGGACGUGCAGCACCUGCAGAACUCGCUGCAGGAGCUGGAGGAGGCCUCCGCCAACCAGAUCGCCGACCUGGAGCGGCAGCUCACCGCCAAGUCCGAGGCCAUCGAGAAGCUGGAGGAGAAGCUCCAGGCACAGUCCGACUAUGAGGAAAUUAAAACAGAGCUGAGCAUCCUGAAAGCCAUGAAGCUGGCCUCCAGCACCUGCAGCCUCCCCCAGGGCAUGGCCAAGCCUGAAGACUCCCUGCUCCUGGCCAAGGAGGCCUUCUUCCCCGCGCAGAAAUUCCUUCUGGAAAAGCCUGGCCUUUUGGCCAGCCCUGAGGAGGACCCUUCAGAGGACGAUUCCCUCAAGGACUCGCUGGGCAUGGAACAGUCCUACCCGUCGCCUGCACAGCUCCCGCCACUGCCAGGGCCCGAAGACCCCCUGUCCCCAGGCCCUGGGCAGCCCCUGCUGGGCCCCAGCCUGGGCCCCGACGGCCCUCGGACUUUCUCGCUGUCCCCCUUCCCCGGCCUGGCCUCGGGGGAGAGACUGGCAGGGGACGUGCUGCCGUCCAAGCCCAUGAUGGCCCCGGCUACCUUCAAGGGGGAGGCGGGCGGCCUGCUGGUGUUUCCGCCAGCCUUCUAUGGCGCCAAGCCCCCCACGGCCCCUGCCACCCCCGCCCCUGGCCCCGAGCCGCCCGGGGGCCCCGAGCCGGCGGACGGAGCAGGGGGUGGUGGGGCCGGGCCGGGGGCCGGGCCAGAGGAGGAGCAGCUGGACACGGCGGAGAUCGCCUUCCAGGUGAAGGAGCAGCUGCUCAAGCACAACAUCGGGCAGCGGGUGUUCGGCCACUACGUGCUGGGGCUGUCGCAGGGCUCCGUCAGCGAGAUCCUGGCCCGGCCCAAGCCGUGGCGCAAGCUCACGGUGAAGGGCAAGGAGCCCUUCAUCAAGAUGAAGCAGUUCCUGUCGGAUGAGCAGAACGUGCUGGCUCUGAGGACCAUCCAGGUGCGGCAGCGAGGCAGUAUCACCCCGAGAAUCCGCACGCCUGAGACAGGCUCGGACGACGCCAUCAAGAGCAUCCUGGAGCAGGCCAAGAAGGAGAUCGAGUCUCAGAAAGGGGGUGAGCCCAAGAACUCCACAGCCCCAUUGAGCAUCACCAACGGCACAGCCCCUGCCAGCACCUCGGAAGAUGCCAUCAAGAACAUCCUGGAGCAAGCGCGCCGCGAGAUGCAGGCGCAGCAGCAGGCCCUGCUGGAGAUGGAGGCGGGCCCCCGGGGCCGCUCAGUGCCUCCCUCGCCCCCAGAGCGGCCCUCGCUGGUUGCCAUGAGCCAGAACGGAGCCCCGGCCUACGUCAAACAGGAGGACGGUGGCGGUGGUGGCGGUGGCGGGGGAACCAGCAGCAGCGCCACGCAGACGCCCCUCACGGUCCUGUCCCCCGCCGCCUUCGUGCAGAGCAUCAUCCGCAAGGUCAAGUCCGAGAUCGGGGACGCCGGCUACUUCGACCACCACUGGGCCUCGGACCGCGGCCUCCUCGGCCGCCCCUUCGCCUCUGUGUCGCCGUCGCUGUCCUCCUCCUCGUCCGGCUGCUCCGGCCAGCCCAAUGGGCGCGCCUGGCCCCGAGCGGACGAGGACGACGGGCCGGGCGGCGAGGACGAGGCCCCGCGCUCGGCCGAGCUCAAGGCGGAGGGCGGCGGGCCCGAGGCGGGUGGGGGCCGGCCGGCCUGCUACCCAGCCUUCGCGCCACGCAGCCUGAAGCCCACGGUGCCACCGCUGACCCCCGAGCAGUACGAGCUCUACAUGUACCGCGAGGUGGACACCCUGGAGCUGACGCGCCAGGUCAAGGAGAAGCUGGCCAAGAACGGCAUCUGCCAGCGCAUCUUCGGGGAGAAGGUGCUGGGCCUGUCGCAGGGCAGCGUCAGCGACAUGCUGUCGCGGCCAAAGCCGUGGAGCAAGCUGACGCAGAAGGGCCGGGAGCCCUUCAUCCGCAUGCAACUGUGGCUCUCUGACCAGCUCGGCCAGGCGGGCGGCCAGCCGCCCCGCGCCUCCCAGGCCAGUCCCACAGAACCGAGGUCCUCGCCGUCCCCACCCCCUAGCCCCGCGGAGCCCGAGAAGAGUUCCCAGGAGCCCUUGAGCCUGUCGCUGGAGAGCAGCAAGGAGAACCAGCAGCCAGAGGGCCGCUCCGGCUCCUCGCUGGGGGGCAAGAUGUCCUCGGGCAGCCAGGCCUCAGGGGGCAUCCAGGAGAUUGUGGCCAUGUCCCCCGAGCUGGACACGUACUCCAUCACCAAGAGAGUCAAAGAGGUCCUCACAGACAACAACUUAGGACAGCGGCUGUUUGGGGAGAGCAUCCUGGGUCUGACGCAGGGCUCCGUGUCCGACCUGCUAUCCCGGCCCAAACCCUGGCACAAGCUGAGCCUGAAGGGACGGGAGCCCUUUGUGCGAAUGCAGCUGUGGCUCAGUGACCCCCACAACGUGGAGAAGCUGAGGGACAUGAAGAAGCUGGAGAAGAAAGCCUACCUGAAGCGCAGGUACGGCCUCAUCAGCACCGGCUCCGACAGCGAGUCCCCAGCCGGCCGCUCGGAGUGCCCCAGCCCCUGCCUGCAGCCCCCGGAGCUGGGCCUCCUGCAGAUCAAGAAGCCGCGGGUGGUGCUGGCGCCCGAGGAGAAGGAGGCGCUGCGCCAGGCCUACCAGCUGGAGCCCUACCCCUCCCAGCAGACCAUCGAGCUGCUCUCCUUCCAGCUCAACCUCAAGACCAACACCGUCAUCAACUGGUUCCACAACCACAGGUCCCGGAUGCGCCGGGAGAUGUUGGUGGAGGGGACCCAAGACGAACCAGACCUCGAACCCAGUGGGGGUCCCGGCGUCCUCCCACCAGGCCACUCCCACCGAGACCCCACCCUGCAGAGCCCCAACUCCGAGGCUGAGGACCAGAAGCCGGCCGUGAAGGAGCUGGAGCUUCAGGAGGGCCCCGCGGAGAGCGCCACCCCCCCAACGGCCCAGGACAAGGCCCAAGUGAGGAUUAAGCAGGAGCAGACGGAGGAGCAGACAGAGGAGGAGAGGGGGGCGGGCGGUCAGCUCCGGGACUCGGGGGAGCCCGACGAAGGCCACGGUUCCCCCAGAGAGGCACACCCCGACCCUCCGGGUAAUGACAGACUCCCCAGAGUGGCCCCAGGGCUCCUUUUUCCAGGCGGGACCACCCCAGACUGCCCCUCACUACAGCCCCCCCGAGAGAGUGAAGGUGGGGAGCGGCUACACCCGGACCCUCUGAGUUUUAAGUCAGCCUCGGAGUCCUCGCGCUGCAGCCUGGAGGCAUCACUGAACUCGCCCUCGGCUGCCUCCUCGCCGGGCCUCAUGAUGUCUGUGUCACCGGUGCCCUCCUCCUCUGCCCCCAUCUCCCCAUCCUCGCCCAGUGCACCCCCUUCCAAAGUGCCGAGUGCCAGCAGCCCCACUGCCGACACGGCCGGGGCCUUGCCCCCGGGCACCAAGGCGAACCCCAACUUGCAGCGGCGGCACGAGAAGAUGGCCAACCUGAACAGCAUCAUCUACCGGCUCGAGAGGGCUGCCAAUCGCGAGGAGGCCCUGGAGUGGGAGUUCUGAAGGCGGGGGCGAGGGGCGCACCGGGCGGCCGCCUCCCCUCUCCCCGACAGGGUGGGGCGAGGGAGGGAGGAACCCAGCCCUCCCAGUGUGGACAGCAGUGUUAUGCCGUUUACGUUUUUU